AUGCCGAAAGAAGUGCCUAAAGAUUUGCUGAAUGAGUCAACACCGGAAGUAGUUUUUAAGAGAAAAAAUGGAAAAUUGUUCAAAAAGAUUGCUAAAGCAACUCAUUUUAACCUGAGAGAAGUAGAAGCACUCGCCUUAUUGCAUCGCACAAUUGAAGCAGAUAGAGGGCCACUGGUCAGGACGGUAUUUAGAGAUAUUUACCAUGGUGGACUAGAUUUGACGGAAAAUAAGCGUCACCUACUAGUAGAUCGCGUAUUUUCUAAUAUUGAUAAACGGAACGUACUUCGACUGCCAAUUGCUGAUUGGGUCGCUGGAUUGUCAAUAAUUUUACGAGGUUCUGUAGCGGAAAAAACAGCAUUCGCGUUCAAAGUAUACGACAUGAUGCGAACGAGAAAACUAACAAAAGAACAAAUAUUUCCGAUGUUGCGAGGUUGCUUCAUCAAAUUACAACCAGAGGAGGAUCCCGACGAGACAGUAAAAGACAUGAUAGAAUUGCUGGUGAAAGCAAUAGACAUCGACCGAGACGGCGACGUCUCCCACGAGGAAUACCAGCAAGCGGUGCUAGAGAAAAACUUGGCUUUCCUCGAGUGCAUGGGUCCCGUGUAUCCCUCGAGAGAAGCAGCCCACGCUUUCCUUAGUACCUUCACCGACACUGCAGCCUUCUGA
Messenger RNA from Phymastichus coffea, 666 nucleotides. RefSeq names its product calaxin-like. Bases 1 to 666 code for a protein of 221 amino acids. The transcript has 5 exons. Gene Ontology annotation, molecular function: calcium ion binding. The record is from RefSeq and is a predicted model, not a curated record. NCBI's taxonomy places the organism in Eukaryota, Metazoa, Arthropoda, Insecta, Hymenoptera, Eulophidae.